AUGGCAAGUUCAGAAAGCGGCAGUCAGUCCAGUAAUAGGACGAUAUCUGUAUCUCCACCCUGGGAACAAUCCGAGAAGAAACCUCCAAUCGAGGAACCCACGGGUUCCAAAGACCACGUCUCGAAUGACCAGCCCGGCACAAAUCCAGGAAGUGUACCCCAGGAGAAGACACAAGAAACCCCCCACACCAGUGUUACACCGUCAGAGAAGUACCCAAAUGGACUGGCUGUACUCACCGUAUUCUUCGGCCUAUUCCUCGCGGCUCUGUGUGUUGGCCUCGACCGAUCAAUAGUAGCGACUGCUGUCCCGAAAAUCACAUCCGACUUCAACUCCCUUCCGGACGUGGGGUGGUAUGGCUCCGCGUACCUCAUGACGACUUGCUGUCUGCAGCUGUUCUUUGGAAAGUUGUACGCGGAGUUUACUAUAAAAUGGGUGUUUCUUGCGGCCUUGGCUAUUUUUGAAGUUGGGUCGGUGGUAUGUGCCGUGGCGCCGGGUUCGACUGUCUUGAUUGUUGGGAGGGCAGUGGCGGGGAUGGGAGCCGCGGGAUUGGUGUCCGGGGCGAUAAUUAUUAUAGCGCGGAGUGUGCCAAUUGAUCAGAGGCCAAAGUAUACUGGUGCUUUAGGCGGUGCAGUUGGAUUGGCACAAGUGGUUUCGCCAACGCUUGGUGGUGUCUUUACGGAUAAACUUACUUGGAGGUGGUGUUUCUGGAUUAACCUCCCCUUGGGUGGCGUAACACUCCUAGCAACCCUUUUCCUCGUCUCUAUCCCCCCAACUCCACGUCCGGACAACACAAAACCCUCAAUUGCAGGUUUCUUGCAACGCUUUGAUCUGAAAGGCACGCUCGUCUUGAUCCCCUGGGUAAUAUGUCUUCUUCUCGCUGUGCAGUGGGGAGGAACGCAAUAUGCAUGGACCUCGUGGCGCAUUAUUCUCCUCUUCGUCUUGUUUGGCGUAUUAUUCCUCGUAUGGCUGUGGCUACAAGUUCGCAGUGGAGACAAGGCUACCGUUCCCAUGAGGAUCAUUAAGCAGCGGUCGAUGGCGUCUGCUACGGUAUUCAUGUUCUUCGCGUUUGCGGCGUUCUUCAUCAUAACGUACUAUAUACCGAUUUGGUUUCAAGCCGUGAGGGGCGUGAGUGCGUAUCAAUCUGGGAUAAACAUGCUGGCAUUAUCAGCGGCGUUGAGUAUCACAGUUAUUUGCUCUGGAUUUGUGACUUCCAAGACGGGGUAUUAUGUUCCUCAGAUGAUUGGCUCGACUGUCAUUGCUAGCAUCGCCGUUGGGAUGGUGUACACGUUUGAUAGGGACACCACCGAUGAGUACUGGGUUGGUACACUCGUUCUCCUGGGCAUUGGUGUCGGCCUAGGUAUUCAGCAGCCGCUUAUCGCUGCGCAAACUGUCUUUGAACGCGCCGACAAUGCCAUCGCAACGUCUGUUCUCAUCUUUACGCAGAAUCUCACCGGCGCCAUAUUCCUCUCUGUAGGUGAGAAUGUGUUUCACAAUCAGAUCUUGCGGCAAGUUGGCCGGGCUGCACCGCAGGUUGAUGUGAGGGAGGUUAUUGGCGCUGGUGCUUCUACUCUUGGGGCGGUUAUGAGAGAAAAGUACCCUCCGUAUGCGGACGCAAUCUUGACGGCUUAUAAUACGGCUUUGCAGCAUGUCUUUAUUAUUCCGUUGGUGACGGCGUGUAUGAUGGUUUUUGGGGUGGUGUUUAUGGAGUGGAGGAGUGUGAAGAAGGCGAGACAGGCUGCUGCGGCAGCGGAUGCGGAAAGGCAGCAAAGUGGAUAG
Messenger RNA from Pochonia chlamydosporia 170, 1776 nucleotides. Its product is annotated as sulfate permease 2. The record is from RefSeq and is a predicted model, not a curated record. The coding region runs from base 1 to 1776 and encodes 591 amino acids. The transcript is spliced from 8 exons. Lineage: Eukaryota; Fungi; Ascomycota; Sordariomycetes; Hypocreales; Clavicipitaceae. Gene Ontology annotation, molecular function: transmembrane transporter activity. Gene Ontology annotation, biological process: transmembrane transport.